UUUAGAGGGAGAGAGAGGACAUGGGUUUGAAUGGGUUUUUCAUUAAAGAGGACAAAAAUGGGGCCUUAUUGGGCUCGGAAGCAUAAAAACCCAGAUCCGGUAUGUUCAUAUAAAUGGAGACCAAAAUACUUAAGUUUUCUGGAAAAUGGACCUUUGGCUUUUGCCUUGUGUCAGUUCCCCCACGACUGAAAUGUCUCUCUCCAGAUUUAGCAUUACUCAGGAAGAGAGAGAAAAAAUGGAGCCUCGGAGUACUUCUACUGCAACUGUUCAUCCAGGCCUUAGAUCCACCCUGAAGUAAGUACACUUGUCCCUCUUUCUGUCUCUCUCCCCCUUCAUAAUCCAGACCCCCACAUAGAUUCCCCUGUAUAAACCCACCAAAAAUCAUACCUUUUUGUGCCCAAUUUCAUCAGAGAAACAGACCCAGAUUCUCCAUUUUUUCAAAAAGGUCUCUCUUUUCUUGUUUUCUCUCUAUUUCUGUGUAUAAUCCAUUGGAAAGAUUGAAUCUUCAUGCGUUUUUCUCGUGUUUGAUACUGGGUUUCUCUCCCCUCUUUUUAUUCAUCUUUUUUGGUACAGUAUUGGGCUUUCCCGCUAUUGUUUUGCAUAUGUUUUAUUAGGGGGUAUUAGGGAUCUUUUCUGCUUCUUCUCUUCAUUUAUUUGUGCAUGUUAUUGGGUUCUUUUGAUGUCCUUUUUCUUUCUCUUGUUCUCCUGGUUUUCCAUAAGAUAAUGGGGUUCUUAUUGUGUUCUUAUAGGUUUUUGAAGUGAUUUUUGUUUUCGACCAUUUGAAUGUUGUUCUUCUUUUGCUUGAUUUCUUGCAUGUCAUUUCUUUAUCGUUUCUCUUUGUAUGUGAUAUAAGGGUUUUUAUUAUUUUUUAUAACAGGAUGUUCUUGGGGUGUUUUUAUAAUCUUGUUCAAUCUGAUAUUUGAUCAUUUCCCCUCUUAUCUUGAUAAAUCCUCAUCACAGUUUACUCUCUCUUGCUCUCUCUCUCUCUCUCUAUACUUCUUUUGAACUGCUCUCCCAUUUGUGAUAUUGGGAUGUUGCAUUUGUGACAUUUUGUUCUGGGCCGCAAAAGAAAGGGUUGGAGAGCUGUUUUCUAAGGUGAAUGGGCUUUGAGACAAUGGUGUCUCAAGGUGGAGGGCAAACCCCUCAGUUCCAGAUAUUGGGUAGGCAGGGUUCUCUAUAUAGUCUCACUCUAGAUGAAGUUCAAAACCAGUUAGGUGAUCUAGGAAAGCCCCUAACCAGCAUGAACAUAGAUGAGCUCCUAAAGAAUGUAUGGUCAGCUGAGGAGGGCCAGGCCUUGGCCACACUAGGUGAAAAAACAAUGGGGCCUUCUUCCUCUUCUUCGGGUUUACAGCGCCAGAGUAGCCUCACUCUAACGAAAAAUUUGAGUAGAAAGACUGUUGAUGAAGUGUGGAGAGAUAUACAAAUGGGGCAAAGAAAGGGCGAGGAAGAGAAGAAGUCGCAUAGGAGGCAACCCACUUUAGGAGAGAUGACAUUGGAGGACUUCUUGGUCAAGGCAGGUGUAGUUAGUGAGAGUUCGGACAAAACCCAGCGAGUAACCGAGAAUUCGAAUUGUUUAGAGGGUGGCCAAGGGAUUUGUGACAUGGCUUCAGUUAUGGGGAUGGAUCCAAUGGGAAAUGCUCAUAAUCUUCAGCAACAGCAAGCUCAAUGGAUGCAAUACCAGUUAGCUUCUUCUCACCAUCAUCAGCAGGCUCAACAGGCUCAACAACAAAGUUUAAUGGGCAUUUAUGGGCAAAAUCGCAAUGUUGGGCAAGGCUUAGGAAUGGGAGGAAGCCCACUUAUGGAUGUGGGGUACCCUGAAAACCAAAUGGGUGUGGGAUCGCCUUUGGUAGGGACUUUGUCGGAUACUCAAACACCGGGAAGGAAGCGUGUGGCUACUGGUGAUGUCGUCGAGAGGACAGUUGAGAGGCGGCAGAAGAGGAUGAUCAAGAAUCGCGAGUCUGCUGCUAGGUCUCGGGCGAGGAAGCAGGCAUACACAAAUGAGUUGGAGAAUAAAGUCAUGCGUCUGGAGGAAGAGAAUGAAAGGCUUAAGAAGCAAAAGGAGGUGGAGAGACUGCUGCAUUCUGUGCCUGCUCCCGAACCCAAAUACCAGCUCCGAAGAACCAGCUCUGCACCCUUUUGAUAAAUGAUGUGUUUAUACUUCACAACAAAGGUUCUGUUGAAUUCACUGUGGACCCUUUUCAAGAUACAAAUCCGGACUCGGCUUAUGUUCCUCCUCUUUCUUUGUAAGUUUAUGCUAUUGGCUUGGAACUCUGCAUUUGCUGUUGUAUUUUUCAUCUCCACUUGAGGCCUUACUAUGUACAUUAAUUAUAUGUUUGUACUUUCUUGGAAUGUUGGGAUUUUGCUUUUGUGAGAGUGAGAGUGAGAGUGAGAGUGAGAGUGAGAGUGAGAGGGAGAGGGAGAGGGAGAGGCCGUGUUAUUUGUGCUUUGGGUUCCUGAUAAACUAUUUGUGCCUUACAAGCCUUUACAGUUAUACAUGUAAUUGUGGGAACUUCACCAGGCUUGGGAAAAGAAAGGAAGUGUUUAUUUAUGAGUC
Amborella trichopoda is the source of this 2554-nucleotide messenger RNA. RefSeq names its product ABSCISIC ACID-INSENSITIVE 5-like protein 2. The record is from RefSeq and is a predicted model, not a curated record. Gene Ontology annotation, biological process: positive regulation of DNA-templated transcription. Lineage: Eukaryota; Viridiplantae; Streptophyta; Magnoliopsida; Amborellales; Amborellaceae. Gene Ontology annotation, molecular function: DNA-binding transcription factor activity. Gene Ontology annotation, cellular component: nucleus.